This is a messenger RNA of Dermatophagoides farinae (American house dust mite), 1568 nucleotides long. The record is from RefSeq and is a predicted model, not a curated record. Lineage: Eukaryota; Metazoa; Arthropoda; Arachnida; Sarcoptiformes; Pyroglyphidae.
AUGAUGAUGGAUAAUAAUUCUGAACAAAAUUCAUCUAAAUCAUCAACACCACAACAACAACAGCAGCAACAGCAGCAGCAGCUACCAAUAGUAUCACCGAUUUUGGUUCAAUUAACAACGGCAUCAACUUCGAAUAAUAAUAAUAGUCAUGGUGAUAAUCGUCAUCAAUAUCAUCCAUAUUCAUUAUCAAUAAAUAAUAAUUCAAAUCAUAAAUCAUCGAAAUUGAAGCAAUCACAAUCGAAAUCGGCAUCAUCAACAUUGAAAGAUUGUCUUUGUAAUAAUAAACCAAAUAUAAUUCUUCCACCAUUUCCUGAGUGGACAAAACGUUUUCUUGUUGAUCAACAAUAUUCGAAAUUAGGUCACGCUCGUAAAGCAUUGAAAUUUUCAAACGAAAAAUUUUACCCAUUAAGCAAGAUGAUGAUGUUUUUGUUACGUCGAAAUCGGCGUGAAGAACAAGAACAAGAACCAACACCAGCACCAGCACUAGCGCCACCGCAGCAACUACAAUCAGUAUUGGAAACAUCGAAACAAACAUCAGAAUCCGUAGAUUUACCCAUUCGAAAAGAUUUGCCAUUCGGUCAUGGAACAAUUACAUUUGUUGAUGAUGGACGUUUUCAUGCUACACAUACCACAGUGAUUGAAACACCAUUCCCAUUACCUCGCAAUGAUGACGUGAAAAAUAAAUGUUCCGAUAAUAAUAUUCCGGUUAUACAUAUCGAUUCUGAUGAAAAUAUUAAUGACGAACAACAAUCCGGAUGUAAUAAUCUUGCUGAAUCGGAAACCACUACCACCACCACCACCACCACUACCGAUCAGACAAUCCACAUUACAAACAACAGUGAGGAAAAAUUGACCACUACAAUCGCCAGAGUUGAUAAAGACAAUAAUAAUGAUGAUGAUGAUGAUAAUGGUAUAAUUGGCAAUGUAAUUAAUAAUGUUGAAACGGAACCUAAUGAAAUAAUACAAACAAUCAAAGCUAGUGAAGAAGAAAUAUCUUUCACCAUGGAUUAUAACGAUACAUUUUCAAAGCCUGAAUCACAACAGCCAUCACAAACCAUAUCGGAACAGUUGUCUGAAAUAUUUCAAAUUAAUAAUUCAUUAUCAACGGAAACUUCUGAUUCAUCAUCAUCAUUGUUUGAAUCAAACAAUGUCAUCAAUAAUGACUAUAAUAUGGCAACAGAACAGUCCGGACAACAACACUAUUAUCAAUUUGAUGAAAAUUUUAUUGAUUCACAUCAAUCGACAGAUUGGCCAAUAAAUUUUGAUGAAAAUUAUCAUCAACAACAACAACAAGAUUAUUAUUAUCAUAAUCAUCAACAAUAUGGCAUGAAUACAGCCGAUUUUACAGCUGCUAAUACCGAUUUUUAUUAUCAGAAUCAACAAAAUUAUUAUUCCCUACGACAACGACAACAUCAACAGCAGCAAUAAUUAUAAUUUGGAACAUUCCAAUGGCAAUUACAGCUAUAAAUAUCAAGAAUAUAGUCAUCUAUUUGAAGAUUGAAUUUGAUUUUUGGUUUCUUUCUUUCUUCUUUUUUUGUGAUCUCAACAAAGAAAAAAAUAUUUUCAAA